AUGUCUGAAUAUCUCGGCUGGCGUGAACGAAAGCCCCCGCGAGAGUUCGACAACUCCAAGUUCGACCGUGACAUUCUACCAGGAGGGCCGGUGACGCAGGGAUUCGAGAGUUAUGUCAAGAGUAUCUUCAGACCGAACGCUGAUAACAGUCACACUGGUGGAGAAGGUGGAUCGUACACUUUCAGUCAACACAGUAGAGGAGAACUGCCGGGAGGUGCUUCUGGACUGACUGGAGAUCCGAAAGUCAGCGCUUCUGCUUUACUCAAGAUGGAGGAGCAUCUGGGGAAGGAGGCGUUGGAUGAUUCGUGUAGGUUAACACUUGUUUACGCUUCAAUUGUCAAUUGUUUAUUAUUUAGGUAACAAUUUGGAACAAUCCAAAUAGAUUACCUGUUUACUUUUUGAAAAUAACAUUUUUUAUUUUGGUAAAUAAAAGACGACUUUAUAUUUCAGUGGAUCAUGAAAUCUUGUACGACGAUGCGUUGCCUCGAAUGUAUUCAGAAUUAGGAAUCACGUCUCCUUCUGAACGAAACUACCGACAGUAUCCAGUAUACAACCCUAAAUCUUCGAGUGAGUACUUCGCCACAAGAAACAGUACGUUCAAUCCGUCGAGGUAUUCAGAAGAUAGCUACAAGGUAUGAUUUCAUUUAAUACAAUAUUUUGACCAAUUGUGGUCUAUAGUUUGUACAUGUUUGUUUAUCUAAUAUUCUUUUUAUUUGCAUAAGAAUUGUGUUGUCCGCCAGUUCGACAAUUAUGAUAAAACACAUUUCUCGCCAAUCUUAAUGUAAAUUAUACUUAAAUCAAGCACAAAAAUGUAAUUAAGUACAUGCUUCAGGGUGCUUAUGAUUCGUACAAGGAGAAAACAGAAGACGGCUGGCGCCAAACGGAUCGUCAGAUGUUGGUGGACUACAAAGACUUCAACAGUUCGCCUUUGUCACCGUACAUGUACCAACAACAUCCGUAUGUUCAACGACAAGACACCAGAAUCGUAGGUUCGAACUUUGUCCAGCUGACUACUCGGCCGCGAGACCGGUUUCUGGACAAGAUAGACAAGACCUUGGCCGACGUGCGAGCCAUGCCAAGGUUUUAA
Bursaphelenchus okinawaensis is the source of this 1087-nucleotide messenger RNA. The record is from the annotation of a GenBank genome assembly. Lineage: Eukaryota; Metazoa; Nematoda; Chromadorea; Rhabditida; Aphelenchoididae.